Messenger RNA from Fraxinus pennsylvanica, 621 nucleotides. NCBI's taxonomy places the organism in Eukaryota, Viridiplantae, Streptophyta, Magnoliopsida, Lamiales, Oleaceae. The record is from the annotation of a GenBank genome assembly.
AUGGCUCCAACUGUUCUAAGAUCAAACGGAAAUGCCCUUCAUGUAUUAGGAGUUCUUAGUGUUUUGUUACUGAUUCAAAGAGGUAAAGCAUUUGAAUUCAGGGUCGGAGGUCCAAGGGGCAGUUGGACAGUCCCUAAUGAUCCAAAUGCAGCCAGUUACAAUCAGUGGGCAGAGAUGAACCGGUUUCAGAUUGGUGACACCCUAUUAUUUGUUUAUCCUGCUGAUAAAGACUCUGCAUUACAAGUAACUAAGGAUGACUACACAAAUUGCAAUACAGCAUCCCCCAUUGCAAAAUUUUCUGAUGGUCACACAGUGUUCAAGUUAGAUCAACCAGGACCAUAUUACUUCAUAAGUGGAGUGGCAGAAAACUGUCUCAAGAAUGAAAAACUGAUAGUGGUUGUAAUGGCAGAUAGAAGCGACCGUUCCAAUAAAACAGUACCACCUUCGCCAUCUCCAUCACCUACCUUUGAAGAUUCUCCGCCUGUCGGGGUGGAGAUAAACCCGGCUCCGGCUCCCGGUCAGGAGUCUCCGACGAAUAAUGGUGCUGCUUCAAUUGACAUGAGUGUGAUUGGCUCCAUUGGAACUUUUCUUGGUUCGUUAAUCCUUCUUCUAGUUUCUUGA